UCAUGACGUUCUGGGGCCCCUCCCUAUAUAAAUAGCGUCCCCGCGCUUGGGAGGAGGCAGUUAUUGGAUCUUUGUCGGAGGAGCUGGACGUAUAGAGCAGGAGCUUAGCGCGGAAGCGGGAUUUUUUUUUUGUAAAAAAGCCAAUUGUCUCCGAAAGCGAGAAACGUAAGAGGAAAUGGCCCGUACCAAGCAGACUGCCCGUAAAUCCACCGGAGGCAAAGCUCCACGUAAACAACUGGCUACCAAAGCUGCCAGGAAAAGUGCUCCCUCCACUGGUGGAGUCAAGAAACCUCAUCGCUACAGGCCCGGUACUGUAGCCCUACGUGAGAUUCGGCGUUAUCAAAAAUCCACUGAACUUUUGAUUCGCAAGCUUCCAUUCCAGAGGUUGGUAAGGGAGAUUGCCCAAGAUUUCAAGACAGACUUGAGAUUCCAGAGUGCGGCCAUUGGUGCGCUGCAGGAGGCCAGUGAAGCGUAUCUGGUGGGCCUCUUUGAAGACACAAAUCUGUGUGCCAUCCAUGCCAAGAGAGUCACCAUCAUGCCCAAAGACAUCCAGUUGGCUCGUAGGAUACGGGGAGAGAGGGCUUGAGCAGAUGCAGUUUUUGUGGUGUUUUGUAGUAAAUUCUGUAAAAUACUUUGGUUUCAAUUUGUGACUUUUUUGUAUGAAAUUGUUUAUAAUAUGUUACAUUUGUACUUAAGUCAUUCCAUCUUUCACUCAGGAUGAAUGCUAAAAGUGACUGUUCACAUAAAACUCAGUGAUGUGAGCCUUGUUGCUCAGCAGUGACAAAUUGCUAAUAUGCAGAAGGGAUGGGUGAUCUUUCUUGCUUUUCAUGCAUGUUUCUGUAUGUUAAUGACUUGUUGGGUAGCUAAAAUUGUAAGGUACUAGAAUUGAUAUAAAUGUGUACAGGGUCCUUUUGCAAUAAAACUGGUUAUAACUUGA
This is a messenger RNA of Anolis carolinensis (green anole), 937 nucleotides long. Its product is annotated as histone H3.3A. NCBI's taxonomy places the organism in Eukaryota, Metazoa, Chordata, Lepidosauria, Squamata, Anolidae. The transcript has 4 exons. The coding region runs from base 176 to 586 and encodes 136 amino acids. The record is from RefSeq and is a predicted model, not a curated record. Gene Ontology annotation, cellular component: nucleus; nucleosome. Gene Ontology annotation, molecular function: structural constituent of chromatin; DNA binding; protein heterodimerization activity.